AUGUUUUUAUAUUUAACCCAAAGUGAUUUUAAAGAUGACAUUAAUCCAAAUGUCGCCUAUAUACCUAAUGAGCCUGAUCUACUCGAACGUUUAUUUACUAAUCGAAAUGACAAUGCAUUGAUUGAUCGUCUUCUUGGUUGUGCUUAUGGGCAAGCUCUUGGAGAUGCUUAUGGUCUAUCGACUGAAUUUGAAACACGUGACAAAAUUAAACGUAAUUAUCCAGAUUCUUCAAAAUUAAUUCCAUUUCCAAACUAUAUCACAACUUCACACUCUAGACGAUGGAAACGAGGUGAUUGGACUGAUGAUACUGAUCAAUGGAUACUACUUCUAGAAACAUUAACUGAACACAAUGGUGAUGAGAAAAUAUUUGCUAAGAAAUUGAAGAGAUGGAUCGAACAUGGUUUUAUAGAAUUAGGUGACUUUGCUGGAAUGGGAUUAGGAGCUAAUGUGCAGCAAGUAGUUUACAAUAAUGGAUAUCUUAAUGAUCCACUCAAGGUAAGUGAAAUGGUAUGGGAACGAAAUAAUCGUCAAGCAGCACCAAAUGGAGCUGUAAUGCGAUGUUCGGCAUCGGCUUUUAUUCACUACAAUGAUCUGAAAAAAGUUAAAUCAACAACUAUAUUAAUGUGUAAAACUACUCAUUUUGAUCCUCGAUGUAUUGCUUCAUGUCUAGCUGUUUGUUUGACUAUUGCUCAUCUUAUUAAACAAAAAAUUCAUGAUAAUGAAAUUGAGCCACUUAUUAAACAUGUUCAAGAUGAAACAAUUCAAAUACUUGGUGAUAGUCUUUCUCAAGAACAUUGUAAAUCAUUCUUAUGGCAUACAGAUCGAUCGCGUACUUUACAGGACUUACAAUUGGAUGAACCCAACAGUAUAGGCUUUACAUAUAAAUGUUUAGCAUCAGGUUUUUAUGGUUUAAGAUCGAAACGUUCAUUUGAAGAAACAUUAAAUGACUUGAUUCGAUGUGGAGGUGAUGCAGAUACUAAUGGAGCUGUUUGUGGUACUAUGUAUGGAGCAAGAUAUGGUUAUAAAACAUUACCUAGUGAAUGGUUAAGAGCAAUGCCAUAUAAAAAAUGGUUUGAUCAAAAGAUACUGAAAUGUCUCGAACAAAUGAAUUUAAUUAAUAUUUAA
Rotaria sp. Silwood2 is the source of this 1125-nucleotide messenger RNA. The record is from the annotation of a GenBank genome assembly. Lineage: Eukaryota; Metazoa; Rotifera; Eurotatoria; Philodinida; Philodinidae.